AAUGUUUAGAAAAUUUUCGAGAAAACCGUGUGUCAUUGAAUACGAAAAAUAUACGGAAAAAGGAUAUGAUUCAGAUGAAAGAGCUCAUCGAAAGUGUAUUGAAGGUUACUAUCGAGUAUCUCAACCAGAGCGGUUUAAAGUUAUAGGAAGUCGGCGAUGGGGUGAUGAAAUUGAUGCAAAUUACAAUCCUCCUCGGUUCACUGAUUCCUCUGUCCUAAUGGAUCCUACAACAAUGAAGAAGCCAAUUUGGGCUGAUUUACCAGAGAGUCAACUGUUCAAUGUUCUAUGGAAUCAAGAAGACGAACUUGAUGGGAGAAAAGUGAAUAGAAAAAGCUUUGAAUGCGAUUACAUAGUUGGACCAGCUUGUAAAGCUGAUUUAGGACGAUGUAAUUUACCAUUGAAUCCCAAAGGAAAAACGGGUAUUGUAGGUCGAGGAAUACUUGGACGCUGGGGGCCAAAUCAUGCUGCUGAUCCUAUUGUAACUAGGUGGAAUUUAAAAAACGACGGGACAAAAGUUUUACAAUUUGUAGCAAUAAAACGGGGCGAUAAUGGCGAGUGGGCUAUACCUGGUGGUAUGGUGGAACCAGGGGAAAAUGUAAGUCAGACUUUAAUAAAAGAGUUCUGCGAAGAAGCAUUAGGAAUAUGGGAAGAAGAGAGUAAAGAUAUAUCCUUAGAAACCAGAGAGGAAAAACGAACAGAAAUUGUUAAUGAAUUAAAAGAAUUUUUCGAGGAAACUGGUGUUAAAAUUUAUUCAGGAUAUGUUGACGAUCCAAGAAAUACGGAUAAUGCCUGGGUUGAAACUACAGUUUUCAAUUUUCACGAAACUGAUUCUAAAACUGUCAGCAAAUAUAAUCUAAGGGCUGGUGACGAUGCUAUCAAUGUAAAGUGGAUGAAUAUAGAUGAAUGCCAACAAUUGUAUGCAAGCCAUUUAGACUUUGUUAGAAUGGUUGCAGAGAAACACGUCGUUCCAAUGAAUACAGAUUUGUGA
Molecule: messenger RNA, 988 nt
Organism: Dimorphilus gyrociliatus
Lineage: Eukaryota; Metazoa; Annelida; Polychaeta; Dinophilidae
Source: the annotation of a GenBank genome assembly